AUGGCGAUAGCGGAUCUUGGGGCGCUCGGCUUCUGGGGGUUCGCAACAGUGACUUUUGUGGCGGGAACCGUGGACUGUGGCUGGUACGCCGCCGACAACCGUGGUCUGUACUACGCCUUCUUGAUGUUCGGAGGCCUGGGCCAAGUGAUAGCCGGGUUGGUCGAUAUUCUCCGCGGAAACGCCGCCGGUGGUGUGAUCUUGACUGCGUUUGGCAUCCAUUGGUGUGGUGAAGGUAUCAGUGCUUGGCCGGGUCUUUCGGAGAUGAGUAAAAGUCGUUACGACGACCAAACUCAGUUGCUAAAGAUGAUUGGGUUCUACAAGUUGGUUUGGGCCUUGAUUUCGCUUCCCAUGAUCUAUGUAAUGUUCCGUGCGAGCAUGUGUCAAGGUGUGACUCUGACUGUGGUGUGCAUCAUCUUUGCACUGCAUUCGCUGGCGUGCUUCUUGGACGGUGAUGCUGCGGAGAACGUCCACAAAGUCUCGGGCUACUUGUGCAUCAUUGCCGCCCUCCUCGCAUACUACAUGGGCUGCAGUCUUUACCUCAGGGCCUCGGGCGCUCCAGGACUGCCCUUUGGCCGCCCUCUAUUCGUGGAUGAGGAGGAGCUUAAAAACAGAACCAGAGCGACAGGCGAAGAAAUAAUUCACAGCACCAUUGACGUCCACGAAUAA
This is a messenger RNA of Gregarina niphandrodes, 666 nucleotides long. Its product is annotated as GPR1/FUN34/yaaH family protein. The record is from RefSeq and is a predicted model, not a curated record. Gene Ontology annotation, molecular function: acetate transmembrane transporter activity. Bases 1 to 666 code for a protein of 221 amino acids. Gene Ontology annotation, cellular component: plasma membrane. The transcript is spliced from 2 exons. NCBI's taxonomy places the organism in Eukaryota, Apicomplexa, Conoidasida, Eugregarinorida, Gregarinidae.